AUGUUAUACGUUCCUUGUGUAAAGUUUACAGCUGGAGACAUUCAUUUAGAAGCAAUAUCUCAAGAACUGAAGCUGAUGAACAACGAUAUUAGUCAGUUUUAUAAUGCAGAUGGUGUCUUGCGAAAUAAGAACCACAACUUAGAGAUAGCAAUCCUCGAGACAACAGGUCCCUUCCAGACGCAAGGUUACAUAAAAUCUUGCCAUGGUCUUGUAGCCAUGUUACAUGUAAUUGGUAGAAAGCGCCAAUAUGGUAGUUUUGAUAUCUUCAAACAAAUCGGCGUUUUCUUUGUGCAGGCCACGCCUACCGAGAAUUUGGCGUAUUACGUUUCAGUAUGUAUAGGUUCGGUUGGCAUGCCAACACACGCUCAGGAUUCUGAAGAGAGCAUCCGACAAUUAAUCGAUCUUUUCUGGUUGCUAAGAACUUUAGUGCUUGAGACAAACCAAGCCAUGGAUAGCUUGAGGUUGCCUCAUGUUGAAAACAUGAAAAUUAAGACAAGAGACUUAGAAGGAAGUAGUGAAAUUACUGACCUACGUAGCUUUUUCAGCUAAAUGCCGACAUAAAGUUUCCUCAAGCCUAUAUCAAAUAGCCGAAGCGCAUUCAAAUGUAUAGCUCAUCCCUGAUUCCUUACGACGAUGACUUUUAAAUGGAUAUUUAUAUUUUAAUAAAAUUAUUUUGCUACACUAUAUCAAUAGGUAUUUUU
Messenger RNA from Rhizopus microsporus ATCC 52813, 701 nucleotides. RefSeq lists its product as uncharacterized. The coding region runs from base 1 to 549 and encodes 182 amino acids. The record is from RefSeq and is a predicted model, not a curated record. NCBI's taxonomy places the organism in Eukaryota, Fungi, Mucoromycota, Mucoromycetes, Mucorales, Rhizopodaceae. The transcript is spliced from 5 exons.